UAUUUUGAAAUUUUAAUUAUGACGUAGUCUUGGCUACGUUGGUGUUUAUUGUUAUUGUAACCUCAAAGUGAUCUCGUUGAACAAGGUUUUUGUCUGUUUGCAUCUGUCACAUUCGUCACUUUUAUUCUCCGGGACGAAUCAGUAUGUUUUCACCUGUGUGCUCCAGGCUACGCAGUAUCACCUCUAUUGCAAGUCCAUAUUUAUCCUUAAUUCACAGAAGAAAUCUAAUAGUAUCCCAGCACUUAAACCUGACCAGGAAUAGCCCAAAUCUCACUGAUGGAAGAAGCAGCGUCUACCCUGAUUAUCUCCCCAUUUAUUGGGCUCAAAAGGUUCCAAAACUAGGAUUCGUGUGCAAAAUGAGGAGGUAUACAAUGCUUUAUACUGUCGUUGUAAGUGCCAAUGCAUUUAUUGUAGCCGCAAUGGACUAUUGGUCUUCGGAGAUAGGGAUGGCUGCCCUUACAGUUGGUGGAUCUACUUACCUAGCCCUCUAUCUUGCAAGUCGAUGCUGUCAUCGAUUCGUGGGUGCAGUAUACUUAAAGGAAGAUGGAAAACAAGUUGUAAUCAGUUACCUGGACUUUGAUGGAAACAGAGCUGAUGACACCAUACCUAAAUCAGAUUUAAUCCCGGUUAAUGAACUCGCUAGAUCUGCCUCUCCCUUUAGGUUUUACCGAACUUUAAAGAGACGCUCAAACGAUGACCAUUACAAGUUAAACAUUCGAUUCGGGGAAGUGCGCAAUAAAGAGGCGAUGAUUUAUAUUUUUGGAUCUGAGGUCAUGCAUUAAGAGUAUCACCAAUUGAUCAUAAAUUGUGAUGCAAUCAUCGUUCUCAUUUUGAGGCUCUUGAAGUAGAAUACCUAAUCACCGUCAGUUCUAAGCACUAUGGAGACUCCUGCCAUUUUACAACCUUGGAUGAUGGACUUAUUAAAACUUUCAAAAUUCAACUCAUAAGUGGAAAAUAAUGGUAUUUUUCCAUGUUAAUUUGCUUUUCUCUCUCUUUAAAGUCCAGAUUCUACUGAUUUCAAACUGAGCACUAAACUGAUUUUGAUGUAUUUCAUGACAGAAGAAUUUUCCUGUGCAAUAACUUUUGUUUUGAUAAGACAAAAAGUGCCUCGUAUCAGAAAAGGAUGAAGCUGUGUGUAGAACCAAACUUUAGUUUUUUGCCUAAUGCACUGUUUGAUUUAAUCGUUUACUUUGGCCAGCACUGCUUCCAGUUUUUUUGUACGCUGGGAGUUUGAAUUCUCUGUAUGUAAGGUGAACCAAGUUUGAAACUUAUUUCCCAUGUACCAAUGAGUUAAUUUUGAAAGUUGUUAACAUGAUCAACACGUUUUACAUGAAGUGUUGAUGAGAAAACAUGUGCUGUAGAGCCUAAUUUUUUUCCCCGUUCACUACAUUAAAGCUUACAGUUUCUAUGAUUGCAAAAAAUUCUGAAUAUUGCUUAAGUAAUUAAAAGGGAUAUAGACAUCUGCAUUGAUCACAUAUUAAUAGGAAAACUAGAAAAAAUGCAUUUUUUUACAUAAGUAGAACAUUGUAAGUAGGUAAGAACAUUGUAAGUAGGUAUCACAUUUUACUCUUUUGAAGAGUAACUGAUGGUCGAAAAUUUUUAUAAUUUUUUUGUGAUUUUUAAAGAAUAUUCCUCGAUAACUCUGUGUAAAACUAUCAAAUGAUAUAUUUUUGAAUAAAGGUAAUACGAUCAAAAAUUGAAAA
Molecule: messenger RNA, 1703 nt
Organism: Bemisia tabaci
Lineage: Eukaryota; Metazoa; Arthropoda; Insecta; Hemiptera; Aleyrodidae
Product: transmembrane protein 186
Cellular component (GO): mitochondrion
Source: RefSeq, a predicted model, not a curated record